CCAUGUUUUUAUUAUCUUAGCACCGGUCUCUCGUGUUUGUCCUCUCUCAUGCCACCACCCACCUCUCUCUUUCUUAGCAGCCAGCUUCACCCCUAACAGAUGACAUGUUGUGCUCCCAGAAAGUCAAGCAUUUCUGCAUCAAGUCGAUCUAGGACAGAAGCUACCUAGCUAUGGAUAGCAAGAUACCUGUUGGCUGUUGCUAUUAGCCUGCAGUGUUUUGCCUGGCGCUGUGGCGCAUGCAUUAGCUAGCUGGCUCUGGCUUUUUCUUCCAUCGUCGUCUCCUUAUAAUAACCUGAUCCGACCCUCGCCUCAGAUCUCAGCUCGGCACGCAGCGGCACAAGCAGCUUCUCUCGCACUCAUCAUCAUCCCCAGUCGUCGUCUUCCUUGGGCAGGAGUGGCCAUAUAAGGAAUUGAAGAAGCUAGGCAGCAUGGAAACGGUGGUGACGACGACGUCGACUAGCAAGGUCGGGAGGAAGAGCCUGAUAUCAAGAACCCUGCAGCGGUGCAAGUCCGGGCUGAGCAACGGUGGCGGCUCUGGCCGGGCGUCGCCGGCGGGGUGCUUCUCGGUGUACGUGGGCACCGAGCGGGAGCGGUUCGUGGUGCGCGCCGAGUGCGCCAACCACCCGCUGUUCCGGCGCCUCCUCGACGACGCCGAGCGCGAGUACGGGUACGCGGCGCAGGGCCCGCUGGCGCUGCCCGGCUGCGACGUCGACGCCUUCCUCGACGUGCUGUGGCAGAUGGAGAACGACGACGACGACACCGACGGCGGCGGCGGUCAGCAGUUCGCCGCCGCCGCCUCGUCGCCGAUAUGCGGCUUGCAUAGCGGCAGCAAGGGCCGCGCGGCCGGGUACCGGAUGCUGAGCCCGAGGUCGUCGUCGCCGGUGGUCAGCAGGAGGAGGUGAUGAGACCGAGCAGAAAGAAAGAAAAAUAAUCGAGCAUGCACUCGAUCAUGCGCAUGGGAUUAACUUCGAUGCUAAUCGUGAUUAGAGAGCUAGUCUUUUGCUGAAUUAACCUCUAUUGCUAUGUAUGAACAAAGUCAUGCAUAGUAGUGGCUUUCUGCCUUUCUGGUCAUAGUCAGGUGGUUUUACCAAUUUUCAGUUAGGCUGGAAAAAGCUCACCAUGUGCACGUACGUGUGCAGCGAGAUCAGCUCAUCCAGUUGCAUCGAUCAACUCUCUUGCUCAUGUACACAAGUUUCUAUCAUUAGUCUCAAGUGAUACAGGUUUAGUUUAGAUCAGUAGCUAGGUUUCUACAUGUAUAGAGUUGAAAAAACUUUCAAUUCUAUGUGUAUGUAAUAUGUAUGUGCUGAAUCAGUUAUACUUCAAAGAGAAUCAAUCUUUUUUUCCUUGUCA
This is a messenger RNA of Setaria italica (foxtail millet), 1350 nucleotides long. Its product is annotated as auxin-responsive protein SAUR50. Bases 429 to 902 code for a protein of 157 amino acids. The transcript has a single exon. Gene Ontology annotation, biological process: response to auxin. The record is from RefSeq and is a predicted model, not a curated record. Lineage: Eukaryota; Viridiplantae; Streptophyta; Magnoliopsida; Poales; Poaceae.